GACGGCUUCAGUGUGCAGUCUGAAUUCGUAGGGAAAGGGUUAGGGCUUCCCUGUCGACUGAGAAACGUUGCCCCGCGUGUGUGUGUGUGUGUGUGUGUGUGACGUUUCUUCCCGACUUCACUAGCUGUGUUCCUCGUGUGGCUGAAUAUCUCUCGUUGUUGUUUUUUUUCUCUCUCCCUCUCUUUUUAUAGCACUGUAAGCUCGAGAGAAGGGCGGCCUUGUUUAUCUUCUUGGGUUUGGCCUUCAAGUAUUAAAAGAGAUAACGGCAGGGGUUUUGUCGUUGGCGAAGCUUGUGUUUAACAUCAGCAGGAUUUUGAAGAGUGGAGUACACGUGUGUGUGUUUAGUGUGGAGGGUCGUUGCGUGGACACUCAAAUAACCCAGCGUGAGUCACACUUCACUUAACGCACACUUGUGUAGUAGAAUAUUAAGGGAAAAAAACACUGCAAAGAAAAAGAAGAAAAAAAAAAAAAAACAAACAGCUGUUGAGAGAACUUCAAUUAACAAAAGAAAAAUGGACAGAAUUGGGAACGGUCCGGUUGUUGGUGAUAUGAAAGUGUUCACCGGUACACUUGUUCACUCAACGGAGGAACAGCCUAUGGCAAUACUCGAAAACAUGGCUAUUGGUGUUUGUAACGGAAAGAUCGAAUUCCGUGGCUUCUUGCGACUGAACCUGGAAGCCCUUAAGUGCGAGCGCGGGAUCUCAGAUGACAGCAUUAUCGCCCUUACGUCCAGCCAGUUCCUAAUGCCGGGUCUCGUGGACGCCCACCUCCACGCCCCGCAGUUCCCCAACAACGGCAUCCACCUGGACCUCCCCCUCCUCGAGUGGCUCCAGAACUUCACUUUCCCGACGGAGGCCAAGUUCGCCGACGAGAAGUUCGCGAGAGCGGUGUACGCCAAGGCUGUGGAUCGAGUCCUGCGCUGCGGGACCACCACAGCCUCCUACUUCGCCUCCAUGCACUUAGAAGCCACCAAGAUCCUAAGUGACAUCAUCCUGGAGCGAGGUCAGAGGGCGCUCGUGGGAAAGGUCAACAUGAUGGUCAAUUGUCCGGAUUAUUACAGAGAAUUGUCGGUCGAGGAUUCGGUUAAGAAGACUGAGGAGUUUAUCCUGUAUGUAAGGAGCCUGAAGGUGAGGUGCCGGGGUUUGCAGUGUGUUGUAUUUUGA
Molecule: messenger RNA, 1163 nt
Organism: Penaeus vannamei (Pacific white shrimp)
Lineage: Eukaryota; Metazoa; Arthropoda; Malacostraca; Decapoda; Penaeidae
Source: RefSeq, a predicted model, not a curated record